AUCCACAGGUCACCCGCCCUCUUUCUGUGUCCUCAUCAGUAUCCCUCCUCAAGAUGGGGAUAAUCGUAGUGCCCGGGCGAUUGGAAAGACCACAUGAAACUGCCUGUGAAGGUUUUGCAGGAGUUCCUGGCCUUUGCUAAGCUGUCGAAAGGAAGGCAGAGGAAGCCACGGCCGCUGGACCCCGGCGAGGGCUCCAAGGACACAGACAGCUCUGCCGGGCGGCGUGGCAGCGCGGGCAGGCGGCACGGACGCUGGCGGGGCCGCGCCGAGAACCCAGGCGUGCCCGUGGCCAAGGUGGUCCGGGCAGUCACCAGCCGGCACAGGGCCAGCCGGCGGGUGCCCCCCGCCCCUCCCCCGGAGGCCCCAGGCCGCCAGAACUUAAGUGGGGCUGCAGCCGGGGAGGCGCUGGUGGGCGCAGCUGGCUUCCCGCCCCAUGGAGACACAGGGAGUGUGGAGGGCGCCCCGCAACCCACGGACAAUGGCUUCACCCCCAAGUGUGAGAUUGUGGGCAAGGAUGCGCUGUCUGCGCUGGCCCGGGCCAGCUCCAAGCAGUGCCAGCAGGAGAUCGCCAACGUGGUGUGCCUGCACCAGGCCGGGAACCUCAUGCCCAAGACCGUGCCCCGGCACUGCCAGCUGCCUGGGAAGAUGAGCCCUGGCAUCCAGUGGGACGAGAGCCAGGCCCAUCGGCCCGUGGAUGGCCCCCCAGUUCGCAUCGCCUAUAUGCUGGUGGUGCACGGCCGGGCCAUUCGCCAGCUGAGGCGUCUGCUCAAGGCGGUCUUCCACAAGCAGCACUUCUUCUACAUCCACGUGGACAAGCGCUCCAACUACCUGCACCGGGAGGUGGUGGAGCUGGCCCGCCGCUACGACAACGUGCGGGUGACUCCCUGGCGCAUGGUCACCAUCUGGGGUGGGGCCAGCCUGCUGAGGAUGUACCUGCGGAGCAUGCAGGACCUGCUGGAGGUGCCUGGCUGGGCCUGGGACUUCUUCAUCAACCUCAGUGCCACCGACUACCCAACCAGGACCAACGACGAGCUGGUGGCUUUCCUAUCUAAGAACCGGGACAAGAAUUUCCUCAAGUCCCAUGGACGGGACAACUCCAGGUUCAUCAAGAAGCAGGGCCUGGACCGCCUCUUCCAUGAAUGCGACUCACACAUGUGGCGCCUGGGCGAGCGGCAGAUCCCGGCGGGCAUCGUGGUGGACGGCGGCUCCGACUGGUUUGUGCUGACGCGCAGCUUCGUGGAGUACGUGGUGUACACGGACGACCCGCUGGUGGCCCAGCUCCGCCAGUUCUACUCGUACACGCUGCUGCCCGCCGAGUCCUUCUUCCACACGGUGCUGGAGAACAGCCCGGCCUGCGAGAGCCUCGUGGACAACAACCUGCGGGUCACCAACUGGAACCGCAAGCUGGGCUGCAAGUGCCAGUACAAGCACAUCGUGGACUGGUGCGGCUGCUCCCCCAACGACUUCAAGCCGCAGGACUUCCUACGGCUGCAGCAAGUGUCCAGACCCACCUUCUUUGCCCGGAAGUUCGAGUCGACGGUGAACCAGGAGGUACUAGAGAUCCUGGACUUCCACCUGUACGGCAGCUACCCGCCCGGCACGCCAGCCCUCAAGGCCUACUGGGAGAACAUCUACGAGGCGGCCGAUGACCCCGGCGGGCUCAGCGACGUCACGCUCACGGCUUACACCGCCUUCGCCCGCCUGGGCCUGCGCCACGCGGCCACGGCUGGGCCCCCGCUGGCCGGCUCGCUCUGCAGGUUUGAGCCCAGGGGCUUGCCGUCCAGCGUGCACCUGUAUUUCUAUGACGACCAUUUCCAGGGCUACCUGGUGACACAGGCAGUGCAGCCCUCAGCCCAGGGGCCGGCAGAGACGCUUGAGAUGUGGCUGAUGCCCCAGGGGUCGCUGAAGCUGUUGGGGCACAGUGACCAGGCCAGCAGGCUCCAGAGUCUGGAGGUUGGCACCGAGUGGGACCCCAAAGAGCGCCUUUUCCGGAACUUUGGGGGGUUGCUGGGGCCAUUGGAUGAGCCCGUUGCCAUGCAGCGCUGGGCCCGGGGGCCCAACCUCACAGCCACCGUGGUGUGGAUCGACCCCACCUACGUGGUGGCCACGUCUUAUGACGUUGCAGUAGACGCAGAGACAGAGGUCACGCAGUACAAGCCCCCACUGAGCCGGCCGCUGCGGCCCGGGGCCUGGACUGUCCGGCUGCUUCAGUUCUGGGAACCCCUGGGGGAGACCCGCUUCCUCGUGCUGCCCUUGACCUUCAACCGCAAACUACCUCUCAGGAAAGAUGAUGCCAGCUGGAUGCAUGCCGGACCACCCCACAACGAGUACAUGGAGCAGAGUUUCCAGGGCCUGAGCGGCAUCCUGAACCUGCCUCAGCCAGAGCCUGUGGAGGAGGCCGCCCGGCGGCACGCGGAGCUCACAGGUCCAGCACUUGAGGCCUGGACAGAUAGGGAGCUGAGCGGCUUCUGGUCUGUGGCCGGACUGUGCGCCACGGGCCCCUCCGCCUGCCCCUCCCUGGAGCUCUGCAGACUGACCAGCUGGAGCUCUCUGUUUCCUGACCCCAAAUCUGAGCUGGGACCUGUCAAAGCGGAUGGGCGACUCAGGUAGCAGGGCCCAGCCAGCACCUCCAGAAGAUGGGGACUCGCACCUUAUAGACGAGGACAGAGGGGCAGCCCCUGCCCCAAGCAAGUACCAGAGGGCACCCAAACAGAGUCGGCCCUCGAGCGCUCAGCUGGCAGGGAAGGGGCGGUGAAUUCACUACUGCUGAUGGCCUGCGGGGGGGCCAGAGGGUGGGCAGGAAGGCUGGGAGAAGGGCUCCGACAUUCCACACCCUGCUCUUCCGCUCUCCCUCACCUUCCCCUCUCGUUCGUUUUUACAGAGAGGAAAAUGGGUGGUGGGGGCAGGAACUGAACGAAAAGAUGUGCAAUAGGGCUGAGAGCAGCCCCAGGAAGUGGGCCAUGGCUCUGGGGAGCUGGGCCCUGAUGAGCCCAUCUGCCGUUGCUCUGGAGGAGGCUGGGCUGGCUCUCCAGGGCCCGUCCCCAGCCUGGGCCCGUGGUGGUCACGGCCGAGGCUCUGUAGGGCUGCCAGCACCAUGCCAGGCCCUGAGGCUCGGGGAACAGACGAUUCCGGGGAGCACUGUGGAGCUGGACUCUCGGGGGCAGCUCUCCCCUUGUAGCCAGGGGACCGGAGAAGAGGGGUGGUGCUGGCUCCUGGGCUUUCCAGCAUCUGCUGCCCCGUGAUGGAGAGCAGGGCACCAGGGCCUCCUGAGACCAAAGCAGUCUCCCAGGGGCCCAGAACUGCAACCAGGGCCUGGGCUCCUGCCCUGGAGGGACAAGCCCGUGUGAGCAGCAUGGGGAGAACCUCCGUCAGGGCUCUCAGGAGGACCUGGGGUGGCGGUGUGCCUGAAGCUCAGUGUCAAGUCUGAAAUAUGCAACAGAAGAAAUAGAUCUCUAUCU
Messenger RNA from Condylura cristata (star-nosed mole), 3458 nucleotides. It is a transcript of the gene XYLT2, whose product is annotated as xylosyltransferase II. The transcript is spliced from 11 exons. Lineage: Eukaryota; Metazoa; Chordata; Mammalia; Eulipotyphla; Talpidae. Gene Ontology annotation, biological process: heparan sulfate proteoglycan biosynthetic process; chondroitin sulfate proteoglycan biosynthetic process. The record is from RefSeq and is a predicted model, not a curated record. Bases 94 to 2610 code for a protein of 838 amino acids. Gene Ontology annotation, cellular component: membrane. Gene Ontology annotation, molecular function: protein xylosyltransferase activity.